This is a messenger RNA of Polyodon spathula (Mississippi paddlefish), 850 nucleotides long. RefSeq names its product grpE protein homolog 2, mitochondrial-like. The coding region runs from base 83 to 754 and encodes 223 amino acids. Gene Ontology annotation, biological process: protein import into mitochondrial matrix; protein folding. Lineage: Eukaryota; Metazoa; Chordata; Actinopteri; Acipenseriformes; Polyodontidae. The transcript has 3 exons. Gene Ontology annotation, cellular component: PAM complex, Tim23 associated import motor. The record is from RefSeq and is a predicted model, not a curated record. Gene Ontology annotation, molecular function: adenyl-nucleotide exchange factor activity; protein homodimerization activity; protein-folding chaperone binding.
GUUUGUUUGCUUGUUAUUUAUUUGGUUGUGCAUUGAACAGAAUCAUGUUUUCCCAUGAUUGAACUGUAUCUGUUGUAUCAGAAUGCUGUUCUUUGGUGAGCAUUGUCUUGUUAGAUCAGUUGCCCUGUUCCAAUGUUUGAUUAACUGGUAUUUGUUUUUACUGUUUUUCAAUAGGGGAGGCUUGUUCAGCUCGGCUGCACACCAGAGAAGCGCUGGGGAUGAGAACAAUGACCCUGAGGACGAGCCAGGGAAAACUAUAACAGUUCACAUGCUUGAAAUGAGAGCAAGUAAACUUGAAGAACAAGUUCGAGAUCUCACAGAGAGCUAUAAGAAAGCUUUAGCUGAUUCUGAUACAGUCAGAAGAAGAACUCAAAAAUUUGUGGAGGAUGCAAAGAUCUUUGGUAUCCAGAGUUUCUGCAGAGACUUGGUAGAGGUUGCAGAUAUGCUGGAGAAGACCACAGAUAGUGUGUCUAAGGAGGCGCUCGGUGAUCAAAACCCAACUCUCAAGAACCUUUAUGGCGAACUUUUGCUCAUUCAAGAGCAGCUGCACAGUGUGUUUGGCAAGCAUGGGCUUCAAAAGAUGACGCCCAUUGGUGGCAAAUAUGACCCCUAUCAGCAUGAAAUUGUCUGCCAUGUAGCAGCCGAUGGUACAGAGCCUGGCACAGUAACAGUUGUAACCCACGAAGGGUAUCAACUUCAUGGGCGCACAAUUAGGCACGCGCAUGUCGGAGUAGCAGUCGAAUCCCAAGAUUGACAGCAACUCCAUUUCGACUGAGAUCUACUUCAACUUUGUAUUGCACAUUUGCUUCGUAAUAUCCUGUACAGUUUUUAUAUAUUUUGGGUUUUUUUU